Molecule: messenger RNA, 676 nt
Organism: Myxocyprinus asiaticus (Chinese sucker)
Lineage: Eukaryota; Metazoa; Chordata; Actinopteri; Cypriniformes; Catostomidae
Gene: ciao2a
Product: cytosolic iron-sulfur assembly component 2A
Exons: 5
Coding region: 55-528 (157 amino acids)
Source: RefSeq, a predicted model, not a curated record
AGUGCCAGGAGUGGAGGCGCGCAUGCGUGUUUUAGAGAUGGACCGGACCGGAUCAUGGAGCUUGUGUCCGGACUGCUGAACCGAGUUUGGCAACUGACGGGACCGACCGACGUGACGAACCACAAGAGAAGCAGAAAGAUGGAGGAGAAAGCGCUUGAGGUUUAUGAUGUGAUCCGAACGAUUCGUGAUCCAGAGAAGCCCAACACUCUAGAAGAACUGGACGUGGUCACAGAGAAAUGUGUGGAGGUCCAGGAACUCGGAGACGAUGAAUAUCUGAUCAUCAUUAAGUUCUCUCCGACUGUACCGCACUGUUCGCUGGCCACUCUAAUAGGUCUUUGCUUACAAGUAAAACUGCAACGCUGCCUGCCGUUCAAACACAAGCUGGAGAUUUACAUAACUGAGGGGACGCAUUCAACCGAGGAAGAUAUUAACAAACAGAUUAAUGAUAAGGAACGUGUGGCAGCUGCGAUGGAGAAUCCGAACCUGCGGGAGAUUGUGGAACAGUGUGUGACCGAACCAGAUGAUUGAGUCUGCAAUAAAUACACACACACUUCUGUAAGCGAAUCUCAAGAAACAUGUCAAGAACAAGUCAUGUUUCACCUAAAAUCAAAAGAAAAAAAUGAAAUUAUAUUUUGGAAAAAAAAAUAAAAAUAAAGCCUAUUUUUAGGACUAUGAA